Messenger RNA from Armigeres subalbatus, 2291 nucleotides. RefSeq names its product fatty acyl-CoA reductase wat-like. The record is from RefSeq and is a predicted model, not a curated record. Lineage: Eukaryota; Metazoa; Arthropoda; Insecta; Diptera; Culicidae. Gene Ontology annotation, molecular function: alcohol-forming very long-chain fatty acyl-CoA reductase (NADP+) activity. Gene Ontology annotation, cellular component: peroxisome. The transcript has 9 exons. The coding region runs from base 296 to 1891 and encodes 531 amino acids. Gene Ontology annotation, biological process: long-chain fatty-acyl-CoA metabolic process.
GCUUAGUUUCGUCAAUCAGCUCGAACAGUUCGCACGCAGAUCGGAUUCACGGUCCCAGUUCCGUCCUAGUUGACUUGGUAAAUCGAUUGAUCGUAAGAGACACAGAGUGUGUGGUGGAUAUUGUGCAGUGCGGAAAAGGUGUUCGAAACAAUUGGAAGGAUCAAAGUGAAUUGUGGCGGAAGCGAACGAACCCUUAUCUUCGGCACAGAUUAACCGCGGAAGGAAACGUUAGACUUUGCGUACGCCGUACCUCAGUUCCUCCCCAGAAACCGUCACAACCAAGCCAAGCCCCAAAAUGAGCACGGAUGUGGCGCUCAACAAUGACCUCGCCCUAACGGAGGAGAAGAAGAUCACCACCACGCCGGUGAUGGAGUUCUACCGAGGCAAGAACAUCCUGGUCACCGGUGGAACCGGCUUUAUCGGUCGGCUGUUGAUCGAGAAGCUACUCAGAAUCGACGUCCGACAGAUCAUACUCCUGUCGCGGCCCAAGAAGGGCAAAACAGUCCAGCAGCGAUGCGACGAACUAUUUGGCAGUGUGGUGUUUUUGAACCUGAAGAAGCACUAUCCCACCUUCAUGGAUCGGGUGAAAAUCUUGGACGCGGAUCUGCAACACCCGGGCGUGGGUCUGUCCGAGGAAUCCAUCGACUACAUCAUCAAAAAUACGCAAAUUGUGUUCCAUGCCGCUUCCGAUGUACGCUUCGAUCAGGCCCUUAAGAAGGCAAUCGAAGUCAACGUGCGGGGCACUCGCGACCUGCUUCGAAUUUGCGAGAAAAUUAUCAAUUUAGAGCUCUUCAUCUACAUAUCAACGGCGUAUUCCAACUGCCCAGAAUCGACCAUCAAGGAAGAAUUCUAUACACCACCGUCCGACCCGGAAAAAAUGAUCCACCUGAUAGAGGCCAUGGACGAGCACUUCGAGGAUCACCUCAACAAAACAAUCAACGAGUUCAUCCACCCUUGGCCCAAUACUUACGUCUAUACCAAAGCACUGACGGAAGACAUUGUGCGUCAGUUUGGCGAGUUGUUGCCUAUCGCCGUCGUUCGACCAUCCAUUAUCAUUGCCACCAACGAGGAACCGAUCGAGGGAUGGACGGACAACAUAUACGGCCUAAAUGGGGUCAUCGCCGGAAUCGCGCUCGGAAUCAUUCGCGUCAUGUUAGUUGAUGAUGACAACGCUGCCGACAUCAUACCGGCCGAUAUUGUCGUAAAUGGAGUACUGGCCGCCGGAUGGCAGACCUACAUUGAACGGAAACACGAUCCGGCCAUUGAGGCUAAGAACUCCAGCACCGAUAUGAAGGCGCUGGCCAAGCCAAAAACCAAAAUCUACAACUGUGUCACCGGAAGCGAUAACCCGAUUACAUAUCAGAAAAUCUACGAUUACUCCAUUCAGGUUGGCAAGCACUGUCCCCCGAAGCGAUCGCUGUGGGUGGUUUGUCAUAACACGACGACCAACAAGUACAUGUACGAGUACUACAAGUUUCUGUACCAUCUGGUGCCGGCAUUUCUCAUAGAUACCUAUCUGAGGGCAAUUCGAAGGACGCCACGCAUCAUGGAUCUGUACCGGAAAGUGCACAAAUUUGCCACCGUAAUUUCGUACUUCGCCAACGGUCGGUGGCACUUCGAGAAGGAGAACAUGAAAGGCCUCGUUCAAAAACUGUCCCCGGACGACCGGAUCAUGUUCCCGUGUGACAUCGCCCAGAUCGACUGGCCCGACUACUUCUGGACGUACAUCCACGGACUGCGGCGGCACAUCGCCAACGAACCGAUGGACAACCUGGAGGAGGCCAAGAAGCGACACCGGCAGAUGCGACUCGUCCACUGGUUCAUCCUGGCGGCGUACUACUUCUUCUGGAUAGUGCUGCUGUUCUACAUCUUCAAGUGGAUCCUGUUCUGAGGAUAUCAAUUAAUCUCUCCACCAGUUGAACCAAUGAUAAUUGCGUGAGUGAGAGUGCGGUAGAAUGCAGCUUGUGUUGAGUUCAUGUUCGAAUGUGGGUUGAAGUGAAUAAAUGGAUCGCGUGACAGAGAUUUGUGAUGACAUUACCGAUUUGGAGUGGGCCUUGUUCCAAUAGUUCACCACCACUCCCUCUGCUCAAAUACAAACGGGUAUCUCCGCAAUCGGGGAAACCUGUUGAAUCAUCUGUACAUUUGUUUUAUGGAUAUAAAAAAAAGUUCUUUGUUUGUAGAAUGUAUCGAGUUAGGUGUUCUUCCAAUAAACCGGACGCAUCCUACCCCUACAGACGGGUGUUGAUAGUCGAUCAAAUAAAUGUUAAAUUAUUGAUUGUGUACUCUUUAAA